This is a messenger RNA of Lachancea nothofagi CBS 11611, 5199 nucleotides long. Lineage: Eukaryota; Fungi; Ascomycota; Saccharomycetes; Saccharomycetales; Saccharomycetaceae. The record is from the annotation of a GenBank genome assembly.
AUGGUCGAAUUUCCAUAUUCCAGUGCUCCCCUGCGGACUGUUAAAGAAGUUCAGUUUGGUAUGUUCUCCCCCGAGGAAGUACGUGCCAUUAGUGUGGCUAAAGUUGAAUUCCCAGAAACUAUGGACGAAACCCAAAUGAGAGCAAAAGUAGGUGGUCUGAACGAUCCUCGUCUCGGGUCGAUUGACCGUAGCUUCAAGUGUCAAACUUGUGGUGAAGGCAUGAAUGAUUGUCCUGGCCACUUUGGUCAUAUAGAACUAGCUAAACCAGUUUUCCACAUUGGCUACCUUUCUAAAAUUAAGAAAGUCUGUGAAUCAGUUUGCAUGCAUUGUGGUAAACUUCUAUUGGACGAACACAGCGAAUUAAUGAGACAGGCAAUUAAAAUCAAAGACCCAAAGAGAAGAUUCAACGCCGUUUGGUCCUUAUGCAAAGCUAAAAUGGUUUGCGACACUGAGGUACCAUCCGAUGACGAUCCAGCUAGAUAUGUCUCUAGAGGUGGCUGUGGCAACACACAACCAAGCGUUAGAAAAGAUGGGCUCUCUUUGGUAGGUACGUGGAAAAAGGAUAAAGGCGCAGACGACGCCGAUCAACCUGAAAGACGCAUUAUUUCUGCUGAUGAAGUUCUUAAUGUUUUCAAACACAUCUCUCCGGAGGACUCUGUGCGUUUAGGAUUCAACGAAGACUUUGCCAGGCCAGAAUGGAUGAUUUUGACGGUUUUGCCAGUUCCCCCACCCCCAGUGCGCCCCUCCAUUUCCUUCAAUGAAACCCAGAGAGGUGAAGAUGAUUUGACGUACAAACUUGGUGAUAUCUUAAAAGCGAAUAUCAACGUCCAAAGACUUGAGAUUAAUGGUUCGCCACAGCACGUAAUACAGGAAUCGGAGUCUCUGCUACAAUUUCAUGUGGCGACCUAUAUGGAUAACGAUAUUGCUGGGCAACCUCAGGCUCUACAAAAGUCUGGCCGUCCAAUCAAAUCUAUACGUGCUCGUCUUAAGGGUAAGGAAGGUCGUAUCAGAGGUAAUCUUAUGGGAAAACGUGUUGAUUUCUCUGCACGUACUGUGAUUUCAGGUGACCCGAAUUUGGAUUUGGACCAGGUCGGCGUUCCAAAGUCCAUCGCCAGAACUCUAACCUACCCAGAGGUUGUAACUCCUUACAAUAUCGAUCGUCUAACACUGUUGGUGCGCAACGGUCCCAACGAACAUCCUGGUGCCAAAUAUGUUAUUCGUGAUAACGGUGAUCGUAUCGAUCUGAGAUAUAGCAAGAGGGCAGGUGAUAUUCAAUUACAAUACGGUUGGAAAGUGGAGCGUCACAUCAUAGAUGAUGAUCCAGUACUGUUCAAUCGUCAGCCAUCUUUACACAAAAUGUCAAUGAUGGCUCACAGGGUCAAAGUUAUGCCUUAUUCCACAUUUAGAUUGAAUCUGUCUGUCACCUCUCCUUAUAAUGCCGAUUUUGAUGGUGACGAAAUGAAUUUGCAUGUUCCACAAUCAGAGGAGACUAGAGCAGAGCUCUCGCAACUUUGUGCCGUUCCUCAACAAAUUGUAUCUGCACAGUCAAACAAGCCAUGUAUGGGUAUCGUUCAGGAUACUUUAUGUGGUGUCCGUAAGAUGACUUUGAGGGACACCUUUAUCGAGUUAGACCAAGUUCUCAAUAUGCUGUACUGGAUCCCGGACUGGGACGGGGUGAUUCCAACUCCUACAAUUUUGAAGCCUAAGCCUCUAUGGUCUGGUAAGCAAAUCCUAUCGAUAGCUAUUCCAAAAGGUAUUCACUUGCAAAGGUUUGAUGAAGGUACAACUCUGCUGUCACCUAAAGACAACGGUAUGCUGAUUAUCGACGGCCAAAUAAUAUUCGGUGUUGUGGAUAAAAAGACUGUUGGAUCCUCAAGCGGUGGUUUAAUUCACGUAGUCACAAGAGAAAAAGGUCCAAAGAUCUGCGCAAGGUUAUUCAGCAACUUACAAAAGGUGGUCAACUUUUGGCUACUCCACAAUGGUUUCUCGAUCGGCAUAGGUGAUACAAUUGCAGAUGAGAAAUCUAUGAGAGAAAUCACAGAUGCUAUCAUGGUCGCAAAGAGAAAGGUAGAGGAAGUUACUAAAGAAGCCCAAGCUAAUUUGCUAACAGCAAAGCACGGAAUGACGCUUCGUGAAUCUUUUGAAGAUAACGUGGUACGUUACCUGAAUGAAGCCAGAGAUAAGGCUGGUCGGUCUGCAGAAGUCAAUUUGAAAGACUUAAACAACGUCAAACAAAUGGUAAGUGCUGGUUCCAAGGGUUCCUUUAUUAAUAUUGCACAAAUGUCGGCUUGUGUGGGUCAACAAUCGGUGGAAGGUAAGCGUAUCGCUUUUGGCUUUGCCGAUCGUACGCUACCUCACUUUUCUAAAGAUGACUACUCUCCAGAAUCGAAAGGUUUUGUCGAAAAUUCAUAUUUGAGAGGUUUAACUCCACAAGAAUUUUUCUUCCACGCUAUGGGUGGUCGUGAAGGUUUGAUCGACACGGCUGUCAAGACUGCAGAGACUGGUUAUAUUCAACGUCGUCUGGUUAAAGCUUUGGAGGAUAUUAUGGUUCACUACGAUGGCACUACAAGGAAUUCUCUGGGUAAUGUUAUUCAAUUUAUCUACGGUGAAGACGGUAUGGACGCUGCUCACAUUGAAAAGCAGUCUAUCGAUUCCAUUGCUUCUUCUGAUGCGGCUUUUGAGCGCAGAUACAGAAUAGAUUUGCUGAAUCCAAAGCACGCUUUGGAUCCAUCUUUACUGGAAUCAGGAUCUGAGAUUAUUGGUGAUUUGAAGCUGCAGUCGAUUUUGGAUGAUGAAUACAAGCAACUUGUUGAGGAUCGUGCAUUCCUCAGAAAAAUCUUUGUGGAUGGUGAACAAAAUUGGCCACUCCCAGUUAAUAUUAGACGUAUCAUUCAAAAUGCUCAACAAACCUUCCGUAUUGAACAUGCGAAGCCUACUGAUUUAACGAUUCGUGAUGUUGUAUUCGGAGUGAAGGAACUUCAAGAAAAACUACUUGUAUUGCGGGGUAAGAGCAAGCUUCUUAUGGAAGCUCAACACAAUGCUGUUACAUUGUUUUGUUGUUUGUUGCGCUCUCGUUUAGCCUCAAGAAGAGUCAUUCAAGAAUACAGAUUAACCAAGCAGACAUUCGAUUGGGUGAUGAGUAACGUUGAAGCACAGUUCUUGAGAUCCAUUGUUCAUCCUGGUGAGAUGGUGGGUGUUCUAGCAGCGCAAUCCAUCGGUGAGCCUGCCACUCAAAUGACACUGAACACUUUCCAUUUUGCUGGUGUUGCUUCAAAGAAGGUCACUUCGGGUGUUCCUCGUUUAAAGGAAAUUUUGAACGUAGCGAAAACUAUGAAAACUCCUUCGCUUACUGUUUACCUAGACAAAGAUCAUGCAGUUGACCAAGAGAAAGCAAAGUAUAUUAGAUCUGCCAUCGAACAUACCACGCUGAAAAGUAUUACUGUCGCCUCUGAAAUUUAUUAUGAUCCUGAUCCACGCGCUACUGUGAUUGAAGAUGAUGAAGAAAUUAUUCAGCUGCACUUUUCUUUGAUGGACGAAGAAACUGAGCAGUCGCUAGAUCAUCAAUCACCUUGGCUGUUACGUUUAGAAUUAGAUCGUGCGGCCAUGAAUGACAAAGACCUGACCAUGGGUCAAGUUGGAGAAAAAAUCAAAGAGACAUUCAAAAACGAUUUAUUCGUUAUUUGGUCUGAAGACAAUGCUGAAAAACUAGUUAUUCGUUGCCGCGUUGUUCGUGACCCUAAGACCCUCGAUGCUGAAGCUGAAGCCGAAGAGGAUCACAUGCUAAAGAGGAUUGAAAACACAAUGCUCGAAAGUAUCACAUUGCGUGGUGUUGAAGACAUUACUCGUGUCGUUAUGAUGAAGUACGAUCGCAAAAUACCAAGUCCUACCGGUGAAUACCAUAAGGUACCGGAAUGGGUCUUGGAAACAGAUGGUGUCAAUUUGGCGGAGGUAAUGUGCGUACCCGGAGUCGACUCUUCCCGUAUUUACACUAACUCGUUUAUUGAUAUCAUGAACGUGCUUGGGAUAGAGGCGGGUCGCGCUGCGUUAUACAAGGAGGUCUACAAUGUCAUUGCUUCGGACGGUUCUUACGUCAACUACCGUCAUAUGGCCUUGCUUGUCGACGUAAUGACUUCGCAAGGGUUCCUGAUGUCUGUUACUCGUCAUGGUUUCAAUAGAUCUGAUACUGGUGCUUUGAUGAGAUGUUCAUUCGAGGAAACAGUAGAAAUUCUAUUCGAAGCUGGAGCAGCGGCUGAGCUAGACGACUGCCGUGGUGUUUCGGAAAAUGUUUUGUUAGGCCAAGUUGCUCCUAUCGGUACGGGUGCAUUUGACGUAAUGAUUGACGAGGAAUCGUUAGUCAAAUUCAUGCCCGAACAGAAGGUGGGUGAAAUAGCCGACGGGCAAGAUGGCGCUAGAACACCUUACAAUAACGAAAGCGGCUUGGUGAAUGCUGAUAUUGAUGUCAAAGAUGAACUCAUGUUUUCGCCUUUGGUGGACUCAGGCUCGGCAGACGCUAUGUCAGGUGGAUUCACUGCCUACGGUGGCGCUGAUUAUGGUGGGGGCUCUUCUCCAUUCAGUGGUUACGGUGAUGGCGUCUCUUCUCCAGGCUUUGGAGGAGUUGCCUCGCCAGGGUUUUCACCUUCUUCACCAGCGUACUCCCCUACGUCUCCAAGUUACAGCCCAACGUCUCCGUCUUACUCGCCUACAUCUCCAAGUUACAGUCCGACGUCGCCUUCGUACUCGCCAACGUCUCCAAGUUACAGCCCAACCUCACCAUCAUACUCUCCAACUUCUCCAUCAUAUUCCCCUACUUCGCCAAGCUACAGUCCAACUUCGCCAUCGUACUCGCCAACAUCUCCAAGUUACAGUCCGACGUCGCCUUCGUACUCACCAACGUCGCCAAGUUACAGCCCUACCUCACCAUCAUACUCUCCAACAUCUCCAAGCUACAGCCCAACUUCGCCAAGCUACAGUCCAACGUCACCAUCGUACUCGCCAACGUCACCAUCAUACUCACCAACAUCUCCAAGCUACAGCCCAACUUCGCCAAGCUACAGCCCUACCUCACCCUCCUAUUCCCCUACUUCACCCUCUUACUCCCCAACCUCUCCAAGUUAUAGCCCGGGUUCGCCCUCCUACUCUCCAGGUUCACCCAAGAGGGAAGACAGCGAAGACGACAACAACAGCAACAACAACAAUUAA